CCCCCCGGACAAGAUGGCGUCUGGUAGUCGUGGGGAUCCAUUGCCCAGAGUACAAUGUCCAAACCAUCCAGAUGCCAUAUUGGUGGAAGAUUACCGUGCUGGUGAUAUGAUCUGCCCUGAAUGUGGGCUGGUAGUAGGUGAUAGAGUUAUAGAUGUCGGCUCAGAGUGGCGGACAUUUAGCAAUGACAAAGCAACAAAAGAUCCAUCUAGAGUUGGUGAUGCCCAGAAUCCACUCCUAAAUGGCGGUGAUUUGUCGACUAUGAUUGGAAAGGGUACUGGAUCAGCAAGUUUUGAUGAAUUUGGAAAUGCAAAAUAUCAAAAUCGUCGGACUAUGAGUAGUUCUGAUCGAGCAAUGAUGAAUGCAUUCAAGGAAAUCAGUAAUAUGUCUGACAGGAUAAAUCUCCCCAGAAAUAUUGUUGAUCGAACGAAUAACUUAUUUAAACAAGUGUAUGAACAAAAAAGCCUAAAGGGAAGGAGUAAUGAUGCCAUUGCUUCUGCCUGUUUGUACAUUGCCUGUAGACAAGAAGGUGUACCACGAACAUUCAAAGAAAUAUGUGCAGUGUCCAGGAUUCCAAAAAAGGAAAUAGGCCGUUGCUUCAAAUUGAUUCUGAAAGCUCUGGAGACCAGUGUGGAUCUAAUUACUACAGGAGAUUUUAUGUCCAGGUUCUGUUCAAACUUGGGAUUGCCUAAACAAGUGCAAAUGGCUGCAACGCACAUUGCGAGGAAAGCUGUGGAACUGGAUUUGGUGCCUGGUAGAAGCCCUAUUUCAGUAGCUGCAGCAGCUAUUUAUAUGGCAUCGCAAGCUUCAGCUGACAAAAGAACACAAAAAGAGAUUGGAGACAUUGCUGGGGUAGCUGAUGUCACAAUUAGGCAGUCCUACAGACUCAUCUAUCCGCGAGCUGCUGACCUCUUCCCUGCUGAAUUUAAAUUUGAUACUCCGGUUGACAAACUACCCCAGUUGUAAAUGGAACCAGCCUACUUUGCAAUAUGCGCAAUAAUUUGUUUUAAAUAAAAUUAAGCAUUCCCCAAUGUAAAAUUUUUCAAGUUAAUUUGGCCUCCUGAUUUUUGAAACCAGCUCAAGUGAAGAACACAGCUGAGAACCAGUGAAACUACGUGACAGCAGAUGGCUACACUAUCAGAAUAUCGCACGUACAUUCCAAAGCUGAAUUUCAAGGUUGUUUGUACUUGCCAGCUAAUUUGUAUAUUUGCAAAUUUAUACUUAACCAGAUAAUUUGUAUAUAAAGUGAAAAUUGGGGAUAUUGUGUUGUGAAAGGCUGAUCAAUGACAGACUGGCUCAUUUUAGUUUUUUGGUGUAAUUUGACAUACCCAUAUUCAGGUUUGGAAAGAUGCUUGAUGUCAUCUUAAAUAAAUUACCAUUUUUUUCUUUG
Messenger RNA from Chiloscyllium plagiosum (whitespotted bambooshark), 1388 nucleotides. It is a transcript of the gene gtf2b, whose product is annotated as general transcription factor IIB. Gene Ontology annotation, cellular component: nucleus; transcription preinitiation complex. The record is from RefSeq and is a predicted model, not a curated record. Gene Ontology annotation, biological process: RNA polymerase II preinitiation complex assembly; transcriptional start site selection at RNA polymerase II promoter; protein acetylation. Gene Ontology annotation, molecular function: RNA polymerase II core promoter sequence-specific DNA binding; RNA polymerase II general transcription initiation factor activity; TBP-class protein binding. NCBI's taxonomy places the organism in Eukaryota, Metazoa, Chordata, Chondrichthyes, Orectolobiformes, Hemiscylliidae.